Sclerotinia borealis F-4128 is the source of this 675-nucleotide messenger RNA. The record is from the annotation of a GenBank genome assembly. NCBI's taxonomy places the organism in Eukaryota, Fungi, Ascomycota, Leotiomycetes, Helotiales, Sclerotiniaceae.
AUGGCAGCCGAAAAAUUCAACGAAAACUUGAUACGAAUGGUCGAUGGUGCCGACAUUCGGGCGCCCAUGUGUGAUGAGUUUAAGAAGAUGCUCUCUGGGAUGAAUUUCAAGGCACGUCUCGCCGACCGUAUGCCGAAAUUCAAGUUGAAUGUCCGCCGGAAACUACUCAAGUUCAACGACUCCUCCAUUAAUGACGAAGAUACUCUCGAUGAUCUCAAAAUGCGUCGGAUGGCCGUGGCCAAGACUUUUAUUGGGAAACUCGGCCCCGAUACGAAUAUCGAGGCGCCAUUGUUCUGUACCUGGGGCUGCAACACCUUUAAUGGCCAGAAUGUCUAUAUCAACAGGGAUGUUUCGAUAUUUGACAGCGCGCCAGUCAAAAUCGGUGAUCGUGUUCUCAUUGGUCCUGGCGUCUGUAUCUGCACGGAUACGCAUGAAAUCGACGUUGAAUCUAGAAAGCAAAGCCAAAAGGGAUCGUAUGCCAAACCAAUAAUUAUCGGCGACGAUUGCUGGGUUGGGGGGGGAGUCAUUAUAGUUGCAGGGGUUACUAUUGGAGAUGGAUCGACGGUUGCGGCUGGAGCCGUUGUGGUCAAGGAUGUUGACGCAAACUGUCUUGUGGGUGGUGUACCCGCCAAAGUUAUAAGGAGGCUUGAUGAAGGAGCUAUAUUAUCAAAGUAA